Messenger RNA from Coccomyxa subellipsoidea C-169, 1815 nucleotides. RefSeq lists its product as hypothetical. The coding region runs from base 1 to 1815 and encodes 604 amino acids. The transcript is spliced from 7 exons. The record is from RefSeq and is a predicted model, not a curated record. NCBI's taxonomy places the organism in Eukaryota, Viridiplantae, Chlorophyta, Trebouxiophyceae, Coccomyxaceae.
AUGCACCCCCUCUGGGAUCCGCAGGAGAUCAAACUGGAAGACAGACGGCCAAGCCUGGGAACUCUUCAGACAGAGUCAGAUCCAUCCCUGCACACAGUAGUGACACCCCUUAGACACGCCACGCAGUCGAGAGGGGCAGGAUUUCCAGCUGCUUCGUCAGCCAGUGAGACUUCUGGGGCACAGCAGCUACUGAAGCAGAGUGCUCAGGCUCGCUCACAGAUGACGUGGUCCACCCGAGCUGCAGCUGGAGUGGGGGAGAUGGGCAGCGAGAGUGGGCCUUCGUCGUUGAUGGUGGACCCGCAGCCAAGCGAGCCCCAGGCAGCUGCUGAGGAUCCUGAGGAGGAGGAGGGCGACAGCGAUGACCCGACUGAGAAGCGCCAGCUGAAGAACCAGCCGCGCCGGCCACACUUGCAGGGCAGGUUCAGUGGCCGCCUGGAGACAAAGGAGGACGAGAAAAGGCUGGCAGAUGAAUGCCGCAUGCUAGGGCCCUUCCUGGGAGGGGUGGGCAAGCGUGGGGAGAGGAGCCGCCUCACCCUCGCCAAGAUUGUGCGAGGGAUUGCGUCUGGUGAUGUCAGGCGUCACUGUGAGGACAGGGAGCGCAAAUUGGCGGCUUCUCUGGCCCCUCAAGACAAUGCAGUGGCUAGGACCACCAGUGCUGAUGGCCGCCUUGUCAAGAGCGCAAGCGGCGUAGCAAUGGUCCUGGUGUCCGGCCCUCCCGCGGCAACACCUGCUAGCAGCGCACAUGCCGAUCACUUGCAAGAGCAAAGUCAGCAGGCGCAAUCGGAGCCUGUGCAGGUUCAAGCAGCUGUGCAGGCCCAGAGCUUCCAGGCCAAGGCCCAGAGCCUGGAGAAGGCAGCGGAAGCACAGAAUCUGCAGGCACAGGCUGUUGCGCACGCUCAGGCGCAGGCAGAUGCGCAUGCCCAAGCACAGCACCUGGCUGCCAAGGCGCAUGUGCAUGCUCAAGCUCACAUGGAAGCAGCGGCGCAAGCUCACCAUCUGAAGAGUGCUGCUCAAUAUGAUGGUGAGCACGCCCAGCAAGUCGUGGCGCAGACGCAGCAUCUUGAGGCAAAAGCGCAAGGGCAUGCACAGGCGCAAUCGCAGCUGGUGGUUCACGCGCACAACUUAACGGCAAAAGCGCAUGCGCAUGCCAAUGCACAGGCGCAGGCGCAGGCGCAGGCCCAGCAGGCAGCUGAGGAGGCCUGCCAUCUCGAUGCGGCGGCCCAACAGCUUCAAGCUGAGGCGCAUCUUGUUGCAUCCAAGGGGCCGAUGGGUGCACGUCAGCACCAUCCUGACCAGCAGUACGCUGACGUGAGUGCCUCCAUGGCCGGCAGUAUGAGCGAUCUGCGGAGUGCUGCAAGCCUGCAGCGCGACCAUGUUGUCAGCGGCAUGCAACCACAGCAGGCAGUUCAUAUCCAGGGAUGCUCCCCUCUGCAGGGUACCGCCCUGGGCAUUCCCCACAGCGAGCUCGAUGACAGCCAGCUCAUCCUUGCAGCCGCAGAGGUCCGCUUUGAAGAUCGCGUGGCCAUGGCAGAUUCGCAGCCCAGUCUGCCUGAAAGGUGUGAUGUGCUCUUCAACGGAAGCCAGCAGUAUGUUGCGGCACAGCACCAGGAAUUGCAGCGUCACGCAAUGGCUCAGGCGGCACCAUCAGCUCUGCACCUGGCCGCCCCAGCCCCAGGACAGCUCAUUCAGAUGGCCCCUGGAAUUCAGCACAGCCUUGAUCCUUCAGUUCAGCAGGGAGUGCCGCCUGGUGCUGUCGUGAUACCAGCAGACCUAGGGAACCAUGCCAAUUCUGUGCAGCCUCAGGUGAUGCACUAA